UGGCCGCGUGUGUAUGUGUAUGUGAUGUUCAAUGGGUGUAGUGAAUAAUUUUCGUGAAAUUAACCUCCGCGAAUAAGUGUAAUCAUGUGUGCCCAAGUGUUAGUCACUCCUUCUUAAAUAAUGAAGCUCCAGACCCGCUCCCGUACCUCCCGGAUGUGUUAAAUUAUGCAAACAAAGCGGAACUCGAACCAUGGCAAAUCAAGUUAACUAGGCACAUGGUACAGUAAUUGCGCUUAAUACAGCGGUACCAGUUUAAUAAACCAAAAGAUGCCUACACUGUCGGCCCGCCACCAGCCGCCGGAACAGCAGGAACUAGUCGAGCUGGAGAGUCCCGCGUUUGCGAUCGUCUCGAGCGACCACCAUUCGUACCGGGCGAGCAGCCUCGGCAAACCGAACGCGAUCGUACGCCCGCUGCGACACGGCCGCGACCAGCGCGAGGUGAUCGAGGGCCAGCACAUUGUGCAUAACCUGCACCCGGACUACAAGCUGCUGCACGAGAUCGAGACACAGCUGAGUCGGCAGAACGGUCGAAAUAGGGAAAACAACGCACAGAACAACAGCAACGGUAAAGGUGAUCGUGCUGGUGAUCGUGGUGGUGAUCCGGCGAAACAGGAGCAGGUAGUACGCGGCAACGGCCACUACGCACCGGGUGGUGCGAUCGAGAUCGAAAAGACGACGCAUCAGCAACAACAGCCUCAUGCACAUCAUCGUGGCCAGCAGCAUGAGUUUAGCCGCGAGCUGGACGCCAAGCUGAGAAAGCUGCAGAACGAUUCGUCGAAGCGAUCGUCCAAAAAUGGCAGCACGCAGGAGGUAAACACCAGAAAGCGUCCCCUCUUCAUCACAACCGUCCCGAAGGGGGUGUUCCUGCAGCCGACCAAAGAGCUGCCGGCCCUGCUGCCCGGCUCCAGCCAGCGACGGCUGUACGCGUUCGAGAGCCGUCCCCGGAUCCUGACGGCACCCAGCCUCAGUAGCAACCACCACCCACAUCACCAGCACAACAACAACAACAACAACAACAACGACAUCAAUCAUCCGAACCACAACCAUCCAGGCGAGUACGUCUGCAAGCAUGGCAGCCACCAUUACGGGAAGCCGAUUGCGCCAAGGAUAUCCCAUCUGCCGCCCGGGGAGGCGGAAACCGUCCGCAAGGUGACGGUGGCGGACCUGCAAUCGAUUGUGGCCAACAGUGGCCACCAGCAGCAGCAGCAGCGCCCACACCAACGCGCGGCAAGAGACCAACAGCAGCAACAGCAGCAGCAGCAAAAUGGAGCCUAUCAGAAUGUGAUGCAUGAUCGACGUGUCGUCCGGGGCAGCAAUUAUACCUCAACGAGCAAUUUGCAAGUGGGCCAUGUUAACAACUCCCCUAACAUGCCCCGGUGGAAUCCGUAUUUCGGUUACGCUGGUCUUCUAUCAGGAAAGGGUGAUGGCGACGGUACGCAGAAGGAGGCCGAAGCGCGCCGCCGCCAGCUGCUGCGCAAGAAGUACGUUUCGCGCAACCAGCGUGGCAUCAUCGGUACACCGCCACCGGUUCGCGGCCGGCGGCAUGAAACCGUCCAGACCGAGAAGUAUCUUGAGGAGCUCUUCCUGCAUCCGCCCGAGCUGGAUGCCGGCUGCCAGACGGACCUGUUCCUGCACCGCGCCCCAUCGCCACCGUACGUGCCGGCCAAGACGGGCUGUGACGCGGCGACCGAAAUCCUUGACGGCGAGCUGUUCGAUUUCGACACCGAGGUGCAGCCGAUAAUCGAGGUGCUGGUCAGCCGGACACUCGAACAAGCGCUGGUGGAGGUGCUACACGAGGAAGAGAUUGCCGAGAUGAAGCAACAGCAGCAGAAGAUACUGGCGCUGCGCGAAGCCGAACUGGCCGAGCUGCGCCGGCUCGAGCAGGAGGAGCAGAAGCGACAGACCGAGCGGGACCGACGCUUCCUGCAGGACAAGAUUGCGGCCGAUCUGGACCGCGAGAUGCAGGAGCGCAUUACGGCGGCGAAGCUGCUGCAGGGCCGGCUGGACGAGAUCGUGCCGGAGGUGCUGGCCGCCGUCGACCGGAUCGAGACGGAGAAGGAUCGGGCCGAGUUCGAGCGGCAGAUUACGCCCUGGCUGGCGAAGGAGGUGGCGCACGAGAUUGGCCAGUGGAUCGAUGCGAACGCGCUGCUAGAGGACAUUAUUCGAGAGAUUUUGCUGCACAAAAAGAAGCUCCUGCAGGGCGACACUGCAAACGACACUGCCGAACAGCCACAGUACGAUGAGGUUGAUCCGGACGAGGAGGUGGAAGCCGAACCGGAAGCUGCCGGGGCAGUUGACGAGGAAGCGGACGAAGACCCGGAACAGGUAGAAGCGGUGCCGGAGGAGGAAGCGCCGCCGGCGGAGCAGGAAGCUCAAAACGGUGAUUCCGAGAAAGCAAUGUGAUAUGGUGUUUGGUGUGCGCUGGCCGUUAGUUGCGGCAUGGAUGGUGUAACGAUUUGUCUGUAAAAAGAAGAAGAAGAAGAAGAAACAUGUUCACAAUGCUAGAAAAAGCAGUUGCAGUGGUGUGUGGUAAAUUCUGCCUAGGCAUCGGACCACAAAGCCAUGCAUCGACAAAACCCAUUACUUGUUAGUUGACGAAUCUUUGGAAAUGUGUAAUAAACUACUUCUUUGUUUCAGUCCAUCCUA
Molecule: messenger RNA, 2646 nt
Organism: Anopheles coluzzii
Lineage: Eukaryota; Metazoa; Arthropoda; Insecta; Diptera; Culicidae
Gene: Rsph3
Exons: 7
Coding region: 268-2403 (711 amino acids)
Cellular component (GO): cilium
Source: RefSeq, a predicted model, not a curated record